AUGUGCUUCGCCGUUGCACUGACAGCUGGCCAUGCGGUGGAGCAGGAGCUGCCAUCGACGCACGCUGUUCACGCCUAUGGUCCGGCAAUACACAUCAGCUCGGGUGUGCUGCAGCUGGCUGCCGAUUCGGACACACAGCUGCUGCUGCUGCCCAACGUGCAGGCACCCUCGCCCCUAGCCCAGCCAUGGCCGCACUUCUACGUUGAGGGCCUGACCUCACACUUGCCACACGCGGCCACGCUGCCCCAGCAUGAGCCACGCAUUGUGAUCAGCGACAAUUUGGACUUUUCCGAGCAGCCGUUGGUAAAGGCUCAUGGCCCUUAG
This is a messenger RNA of Drosophila guanche, 324 nucleotides long. RefSeq lists its product as uncharacterized. The record is from RefSeq and is a predicted model, not a curated record. Bases 1 to 324 code for a protein of 107 amino acids. The transcript has 3 exons. Lineage: Eukaryota; Metazoa; Arthropoda; Insecta; Diptera; Drosophilidae.